AUGACCUUCAUUGCUAAGACCUUCUAUGACUUGAGGGCCACCUCACUAGAAGGGGACUCUGUAGACUUCAAUGUCUUCAGGGGACGAGUGGUCCUGAUAGAGAAUGUGGCCUCCCUCUGAGGCACCACCACCCGGGACUUCAGCGAGCUGAAUCAGCUGCAGAGCAAGUACCCCCAUCGGCUGGUGGUCCUGGGCUUCCCUUGUAAUCAGUUUGGAUACCAGGAAAACUGUACCAAUGGUGAGAUUCUGCAUUCACUGCAGCACGUGCGACCAGGAGGCGGCUUCAAGCCCAACUUCACCUUGUUUGAGAAGUGCGAUGUCAACGGAGCAAACACACAUCCAGUCUUUGCCUAUCUCAAAUACAAACUCCCUUAUCCCGAAGACGACCCAAGUUCCCUCAUGCAGGAUCCCAGAUUUCUUGUUUGGAGUCCAGUUAGCAGGGCGGACGUCUCUUGGAACUUUGAGAAAUUUCUCAUCGGGCCGGAGGGAGAGCCCUUUAAGAGAUACAGCAGGAAUUUUCCAACUAUUGACGUAGAGCCUGACAUCCAAAGGCUGCUAAGAUUAACAAAGACCUAAGAAUAGUAUCCACUUCCUAAUGGCAUUUCAUUCAUUACUGUCAAAGCUGACAUGGUGACCUUCACACUUUUAAGCCUUAAUAAAUGAGGGUGAUAUUCUAAAACCUUGGCGGAAUAUCACCUGAAGUCAAAUAAGUGCUUAAAAUUAGUGGAUGUUAUUUUUAUUUUUCAGUAAUUUUCUCUUUUUUUUCUUUCAAAUGACAGUGUAUUAUAGAAUAUGAAAACUUAUUCUGUAAAUUUUGUUUCUUGUCUUACAAAUGUGCUACCAGCAGAGGGUGCUACCCAACUAAUCAUGCAAAUAGAAACUCCAGUCAUGCUUUUAUGAAUUGGCAUUCCAAGCGAAAUCAAGAAUGCACAGAAAUAAAAUCUUGAAACUCACA
Messenger RNA from Gambusia affinis (western mosquitofish), 955 nucleotides. It is a transcript of the gene gpx2, whose product is annotated as glutathione peroxidase 2. Gene Ontology annotation, biological process: response to oxidative stress. The transcript is spliced from 2 exons. Gene Ontology annotation, molecular function: glutathione peroxidase activity. Lineage: Eukaryota; Metazoa; Chordata; Actinopteri; Cyprinodontiformes; Poeciliidae. The record is from RefSeq and is a predicted model, not a curated record.